AUGGAGUUUCCAAACAGCUCCUACUUGGGUGCUAUUCCGAUUGCACUUGAUACGAUCAUCGUUGGCUUGGUCACAUACUACAACUACCGCGACAGCGCCAUGUGGGCAGCAUUCGUACUCUACUGGAUCUCUGUCGUCCUAACUCUCGCUGUGGGUUUCGGUCUUCUCAUCAUCCAAAUGACGAAGCAAGAAGAACACAGUAUUAGCGACGUAGCCGGACUGUGGCUCAUGACAGCUGUGCCCAUGGUCGUAACCAGCGCCGUUGGUGCUAAUAUGCUGCCCUAUCUGCAAUUGUUGAGUCUUAAAGUGGCGAUGUCUGUAUUCAUUGUGUCUUUUCUUCUCUGGAGCCUAGGCCUUGUGCAAGUCCAUCUCAUUCUCGCGUGCUACUUUUGGCGCCUCAUAUCGUAUAAGCUGCCGUCGAAUCAGCUUCUGGCCUCCGGGUUUCUACCUCUUGCUCCAUUAGGGCAAGGCGCAUACGCCGCCCAACAAUUCUCCAUCUACCUCUCCAACUACCUCCGCAGCUCCGGCUACGCACCCACGCAGUCGCAGCCACCGCCCGUCUCAGACACCGUCCUCCUCUCCACCGGCAUGGCGAUCCACUGGUUAGGCAUCAUCAUUUCUCUGUUCCUGCUUGCCCACGCUACCUUCUGGCUCGUCCAGGCCACCGCCUCAGUGCUAAUCCGCAUGCCUAAGCAAUUCAACAUUGGCAUGUGGUCCUUCACCUUCCCCCUAGGCUCCUACGCCAACGCAUGGAGCAACCUCUCCCGCGACCUCCGCAACGAAGGUAUGAGAGGAUGGGCGGCCACCACCACCGUCGCCGUCCUACUCACCUGGCUCUUUUGCGCUGCCAUGACGGCUUGGCUGGGCUUCUGGAAGGGCGAACUGUUCUCGACGCCUGGGCUCGAGAACUGGGUGUCUAAGGAGAUCAAGGACCACAAGGCAGAAGGGGAGACUCAGCCGGGCGGCGGGGAAAGGUAUCAGUAUAACGGGACGUAUGCGAUGUCGCGACCCGGGGUCCAGGACGAGGAGGUCGGCAGGGAGGGAACGUGUGGAAGUGCGAACGGGCAAAGCACUUCGACAGAGCAGAAUGUGUCAGCGAAUCAAAGGCUGAAUGGGAGUCACAGCACGCCCUCGUAA
Messenger RNA from Coniosporium apollinis CBS 100218, 1137 nucleotides. RefSeq lists its product as uncharacterized. Gene Ontology annotation, biological process: transmembrane transport; sulfite transmembrane transport. NCBI's taxonomy places the organism in Eukaryota, Fungi, Ascomycota, Dothideomycetes. Gene Ontology annotation, cellular component: plasma membrane. The record is from RefSeq and is a predicted model, not a curated record. The coding region runs from base 1 to 1137 and encodes 378 amino acids. Gene Ontology annotation, molecular function: sulfite transmembrane transporter activity. The transcript has 5 exons.